UUCUUUGUUUCAGUCGGUGCUGUUAAUAGUAGCUAUCUUUUGCGACGGAGGCGGAGGCGCAAAAGAACACGAGAAAAAUGUCAACAACACCCAAUUCCAAUAGCAACAACACCAGUGGUAACAAGCAGCCACAGCAACAGCACCAGCUUCAGCAAGACACAUACAGCAGCGACAGCAGCAGCAUUGAAGAGAACUCGGACGAGGCCGCCGAGGAGCGGAGAAGACGCAUAUCGAAGAAUCGCUCCCGGCUGCAACGCCCCCUGAAUAAAUCUCAACACACAAUGUCCAGCGGAGGAGCCAUACCGAAGCACGAUGGCAAGUGCCCAGGAGGCGCCUCGACAAGCCAAGCGGCUGCGUCAGGUGUAGCUGGUGGGCGCCAGGUUGUGCCGCCAGAGCGGAUUUCCAUGCUAGUGGAUGGGGUCCGUUUUACGGUGGAGCAAUCGCUGCUCACCGCCCACCCCACUACCAUGCUGGGCACCAUGUUCGGUUCAGGCUUCCAGUUUGUCCAUCCUAAUGAGCGGGGUGAAUACGACGUUGCAGACGGCAUCUCGCAUUUAGUAUUUCGCGCAAUUUUGGAGUACUACAAAAGUGGCGUGAUCCGCUGUCCCCCAAGUGUAUCUGUUCCUGAGCUGAAGGAAGCCUGUGAUUAUCUUCUGAUACCCUUUGACGCAACUACCGUACGCUGCCAGAACCUAAGAGGUCUUCUUCACGAGCUCAGCAAUGAAGGAGCACGUCAGCAGUUUGAGUUGUUUCUCGAGGAUCUUAUACUGCCAUUGAUGGUGGCCUCAGCACAGCGUGGCGAUCGUGAGUGUCAUGUGGUUGUGCUUCUAGAAGAUGACAUGGUCGACUGGGAUGAGGAAUUUCCACCCCAAAUGGGCGAGGAGUAUUGCCAAACCGUUCACAGCACAGCCAUGCAUCGAUUCUUUAAGUAUAUCGAAAACCGGGAUGUGGCAAAGCAGGUUAUGAAGGAUCGCGGCCUGAAGAAGAUACGGUGCGGCAUAGAAGGUUAUCCUACACACAAGGAGAAGAUUCGGCGACGACCAGGCGGGCGAGCCGAGGUCAUUUAUAGCUAUGUCCAACGUCCUUUUAUCCACAUGUCCUGGGAAAAGGAGGAAGCCAAGAGUCGUCAUGUCGAUUUUCAGUGCGUCAAAUCGAAAUCCGUUACGAAUCUCGCCGAAGCAAACGCCGAUCCUCCCUUAGAAUUGGAUGCAAGUGGAAAUCCCAUUCCGCCCAUUGCUGCGGUGAAUCCAAACCAAAAUAAUGCAGAGCUUGCAGUCGUGCCUGCAGUUGGUGCCGCUGCCGCUGCAGUGGUCGCCGUGGACGAGGCAGCCGGUGGGGUUAUGAUGAUCAACGAUUUGGAACAAGCGGCCGCAGCGGUUGCCGGUGCUGCUGGCAUCGCGGAUGAGAACGUGUGAGGGAACGGACCGAAAGCUUUUAGCCGAAGGAAAAGCACUGCCAGUAAGCAGCGACGCACAGAAACCCCUUUCUACGUUUUUCAUGAACAUUUUUAUAUGCAAUUAAAUUCAAAAGUCGAAAACAAA
Drosophila guanche is the source of this 1541-nucleotide messenger RNA. It is a transcript of the gene mri, whose product is annotated as BTB/POZ domain-containing protein 10. Gene Ontology annotation, cellular component: cytoplasm. Gene Ontology annotation, molecular function: protein binding. The coding region runs from base 78 to 1415 and encodes 445 amino acids. The transcript has 4 exons. The record is from RefSeq and is a predicted model, not a curated record. Gene Ontology annotation, biological process: positive regulation of phosphorylation. NCBI's taxonomy places the organism in Eukaryota, Metazoa, Arthropoda, Insecta, Diptera, Drosophilidae.